Molecule: messenger RNA, 5174 nt
Organism: Symbiodinium necroappetens
Lineage: Eukaryota; Dinophyceae; Suessiales; Symbiodiniaceae
Source: the annotation of a GenBank genome assembly
GCCUGGCUUCGAGAUUGGCGGGCCCUCUCCCCGGUGUCGAUGACGUGAUCGUGGGCGAGCGGACCACUAUCUUCCAGGCCCCGGUGACGACCGAGACGCUGCGCCGUUCCCUGGCGCUUACACGGACCUGGUGGUACCGGGCUGCGAAGACAAGGGCGAAGUCCACCAAGGAACAAGAUGGGAAGAUGCCGGCCACCCUCAACGGCAAGGUGCUCACGGCUUUCUUGAAGAACGGGCAGUCCCUUUGUGCGGGCUUUCAGCUUGGACGGUGCCGCCUGGAGCAGGGGGACUGUGCGAGUGCGCACCGGUGCGCGGUGGCCCUUCGGAGCGGGCGUGCUUGCGGUGGCAAUCAUCCGGCCGAGAUUUGCUACGACAAGAGGGCCUUGUUGGCACAGAUGGGGGGGAACCGGCAGCCCGAGCGCACCGGCGAUGGAGAGGCUUCGGGGCGUGACCCCGUGGUGCUUCGGGCGGCGAGCCCGGCAGCUUCUGGUGGUGCCGGAGGAGGCGAGGAGGCCCGUGCGAGGGAGAGCUGGCACAACUACUACCUCGCAACUGCCAGCGGCAGGUUGGACCUCAAGAGCAAAGACCGCGAGGAAGCAUUUUUGCACGCAUUCGAGCUGACCAAGAACUCCCUAUGGUCAGGGGAACACGUUCUCUUCCACUGUAUGGCUGGAAGACACCGAGCGGCAACCUAUGCCGGCUUGACUCGUUCCCUCCUCGCGUUUGAGAGUCUCCCAGACGCUCUCGAGUUCCUCAAGUCUGUUCGCGACGUCGAGCCGGAGAAGGUCUUGAGCGAGCGCGGCGUGCGGGACUUCGUGUAUCGAAUGCGCCGCACUAUUUCUAUUGGGCGCACGGCCCCGACACCCACGGCCUACCGGCGACAGCGAGCUCCAAUGUCCACGUGGCAGCCCGUCCCUCUGUGCAAGCACAACCAGUCGACGUCCAAGGCGCUGCGGCUGAAAGAUGCAUGGUCCACUUCAGAUCGGGAGGAAGCCGUGGGUUGGGACAUCCGCUUCUGCAAGAUGGCGCUGGCCUGGCUCGAUUUUGUGGGCUCCAUAGGUUCCGCGUUGUCUAGGGCGGGGCAAUUGCAUGAGGGACAGGCUGUUAGGGCCAGGGUCAUGCGAGUGUCCGCAGCUACUCAGCGCAAGCCGGGCGUGGUCGCCGCCAUGGCCGCACCCUCGUCAGUCACGCUAGUCCCGCGGGACGGGACGGAUAUCGCAACCACGUUGCAAGCCUUGGGCCUGAACUUCGGCCUGGACGAUAAGAUCGUGCAAGCCCUCCUUGCCACCAAGGUGCAGAACUUGGAGGAAGUAAGGUACUUCUUCGCUGACGAGGCGGCCGUGGACCCGUGGCUCAAGAAGACUGCCCUCGGCGAGGAUCACAAUGUUCAGGCGGCCCGGCUUCGCCGGUGUUGGGCUGCAAUCCGCCUUUACUUCAGCCAGUCUGAGGCCGACAGGUCGAAGGUUGCUUUGGCCGACUUGGAUUGUAUGCUGGGGGAGGGCGAGCUUCGGGAUUUGAAGACCAACUUUUGGCGGCGGUACCGCCAGCGUUACCCCCCUGAAGUACACCCUUCCGAUGCCACCAUCUCUCGCGUGAGCCGGGAAAUGGGGAAGCGCAUGUUAUGCAUCUUUUCGGUGUGGAAGGUGAAGAGCUUGCAGCAUCAGUUGCUCUCGUCGGUCAAGAAACGAAAGCUUGCCCCCGAUCUUUACACCGAGGAUGAUGAUCCGGAAGAGGCGGGACCUCGCGACGCGGACUCCUCCUUGGAUAGGCUCUUCACGCUUUGCCGGGCGUACGCUAUGGCAGGUACUAUGGCAGUUCCGGCCGCUCCGGCGGCGAUCGACGAGGCCAGCCUCGGGGCAGAUUCGACCUUGUUCGUGGCGGUCCCAGUGGGGUUUCGUGCCAAGAGGACCGCCGCCCUGGUGCCCACGACUCACAGGUUGUCUUGGCUUCAGGCUCGCGACCAGGAGGAGCGCGCCGAAUGGGUGGCUCGCUUCCGGGACUCGCAGAAAACCCUCGGGCAGGUCAUCAAGGAGGUCUACGUUGCCCGUGACCCGCAUUGGAUUCCCUUGUCUUCGAGCACCUCGGUGGGCAGUCCCAGUCAGCAGCAUGCUCCGAUGCCCCCUCCGAAGGCUGAGUCUCUCUUCCAGAUUUUGGGCACAAUUGCAGGAAAGAAAGUGGCGUCGUGCAUGAAGGACGGCAAGCAGCUUUGUCGCGAAUUCCAGCGGGGCAAGUGCAAUAAGAAGGACUGCACUUCGGGCAGGGUCGGGCCUUGGGGAUGUCGCUUCUUCGCCUGCCGCCGACGAUGCUGGUCAGCGAGUGUGCCUGUCCCCAUCCAUUGUGGAUCUGGUGCCGGACCCCGACAACCUGCUGUGCACAGCCUUCAUGUGGUGUGGUUGGCACGUUCUCCCGACCUCUGGGCUGCCGUCGGCCCCGGGGACCCUGGACGGUUCGACGCCCUUGCCGCUGACAUCGUAUCUGCCGACCUUCUGUUCGUAUCCCUGGACAAGGCGGCCAAAUCGCGAGCAGGGGAAGUGCCGGAGUUUUUCGACGAUGGCCGAGCUGGCCCAUACCUACUCUGCGACGGCGGCCCCGCCCCCACGCUCCUGGAGCAGCUCAACCUGGUGCAGGAUCCAUGCCAUGGCUGCAUCCUGGGUACUAUCGGCCGCUGCCUUGGAGGCGCCACUCUUGGGCCGGGCCACCGGGUCCCUCCCGGUGGCCUCAGUUCCCGCGUUGGCAAGCGCCAGCCGUUAAACAGCUUGCGUCGGCUGGGGUUUGGCAAGACACACCAUACUCGUCGUGCGUUUUCGCCGAGGCGAGAUGCCGAUGGCAGCGACUUCGCCGCAACAUCGACGAGAUUGCGUCCGGGCCACCGCUGUUGUGCCAGCACUUUCAUGAUCCCUCGAAGUGGGAGCCGUACUGGGUCGGAGGCGAGCUUCGGUUCCCGAGCCAAGAAGAGGCGCAAGUCACAGCCCGUUGGCCUUCUUCAUUGCUGUUGCUGCUUCUUGGUGGGCAGCCCGGCGAGGUUUAGCCGUGGUCCGCAUACACAGGCUACCGUCAGUGGAGACGACUGGGCAGGAGGGAGCAUUGGCUGCAGAUCGACCCCGUGGCGUGCGGUUGGGGGCGAUGGCACCUCUGGCCGUCUCGCAGGGACUUCGGCCUUGGCAAGUUGCCGGCGUGUCGUGACCAAGGGCUUGGUGCCGGCGGGUUGCGUCUACGUCGGACAGGGCAACUACCAGCACAGGCUUCCCACCUCCAAGUGGCGCAACCCCUGGGUCGCAGGCCACACUUGCGACCCAGGGCAGACUUUGGCACGGUAUUCAGACUUUGUGGUGGCCGAACUGUGGCAUGACCGUGCGAGGCUGACGUGUUGGCGGGGCUCCUUUUCAUUCGCCUUGGGGGAGGCACUCUGCCUCACCAUCCGCCGACCAGCUCCGAGGCAAGAGCAGCGUGGGACACAGCCGGCUCGGUUAGAUGAGUGGGAGGGACCCCUCGUUCCAAUCGCGGCCGAGCGGCAGCAGCGUUUUCGGCAGCGCACGGCCGAUGGCUUACAGGUCGGGGCUUCCACGCAUCGGGCAGCCCUGCCCCCGCUCUUGCCGUUUGGCCUCUCAGUGGACGAGCACUUUGAGCAAUCGCUUCACCUGGGCACCCAGCCGCUUCAAACAGAGUUGCACCCUGUGCUCGACGCCGACCUUCUUUUCGCGGCCGAGAUCCAUGCGAAACACAAGGGUUCCCUACGGCCCAUGCGCCAGCGCGCGGUGGGGGCACUCAAGGAGCUGAAGCGGAGAUGGGAACCGGUGGGUGCGCGACUGCGAGCCAGGCAGCCGCAGGAUGCCGAACCGAUCUCCCUCGAGGACGUGCUGGGAGAUUGGCAGACGCACAACACCGAGACGAUCCGGCGGUUGAGGCCAGGCGGGUGUACAAAGGCUGUUGAGAGGACAGCCGUUCAGGGUGAUACCCCGCUGCGUAAGUAUGCAGGGGUCAGGCCGGCUCAGCACGUGCGGGCCACCAUUAGCCACAUGUCCGAGGCGGAACUCGCGAUUGCUAAGGCCGAGGUGUACGCCGGCCUUUUGUUCGGACUUCCACUGGCGGUGACCUCUUUCAAUCGGUACUCGCGCCUGGUCGAGGCCCUCGGGCGCCGCCUCGUGCUGACAUUGGUCUCCCUCUACUUCGACGACGCCACAGUGGGAGACUGGGCCUCCUCGAAGGGCUCGGGUCAGUGGGCAUUCGGGCAGCUCAACACGUUGUUGGGCACCCCCUUUGCUGACUCCAAGAGGCAGCCCAUGUCACAUCGCGGGGAUUUCCUGGGCCUCUCGCACGACAUGUCUCGGGCUCUCUCCGAUGGGGUCGUGCACUUUUGGCCUCGCGACAGGAUCGUGCAGAAGGUCACCACCAUGCUGGCCGAGGCGGGGUCGAGUUCUUGCUUGCACCCAGGUCAGGCCGCCAAACUCUACGGGAUCCUCAACUUCUUCGAGCAAGGGGUUUAUGGCAAAGUCGGGGCAGGGAGCCUCUGGGCCAUUAAAGAGCGGCAGUACGAGGCGACCACGCAGAUUACGCCCGACCUUCUGGACAACUUCAGGUACAUUCGAGCCAUCAUUCGAGCCAAGCCUCAAAGACAACUGCCCGUGUUGCCGCUACCAUGCAAGCGCUUUGUGUGUGCCUCAGACGCGGCUGAGGAGCCAGACACUGGCGGUACCGGUGGCUUCCUCGUCGUCUGGUUCAGCGGGUCGCGGCAGACCCGUGAGGGCUUUGUAGCCGAUAUCCACCCCUGGUGGUAUUCGGUGUGGCAGUCCGCCGAGGUACACAUCGCGCAGCUGGAAAUUUCUAUGGUGGUGGCAUACGCAUUGCUAGGGCGCCCGGAGCAUUUUCGGAAUCGCCGCGGCAUCUGGUUCCUCGACAACGUCGCCUCGUUGAUGGCCCUAGUAAAAGGACGGUCCUCUUCCAGAGACCUCGAGAGCUUCGCUCAUAUGGUGCAUAUGCUGCUACUUGGGCUCAACACCCAGAUGUGGUUCGAGUACAUUCCGUCAAAGUCGAAUUGGGCUGAUGCCAUUUCCAGACUAGGGCGGGACGAUCCCUGGCAUGUCAGCCAGUCUUUUUCAACUUCGGUUAUCCGCUUCCCACGUGUUGUUUGGGGGUUGCCGCCGUCCGCUUUGCUCACACUGGCGAGCUUUCGCUAA